ACUGCAAGUAACGGUUUAACCAACCAACCAAAGAUUAAAUACAUGGAAUCUUAACACAGAAGGAGGAGCAAAGCAAAAUGUGGAGUCUACGGUCCGGUUCUGUAGAGCUGUGAUGCAUAAAGCCAGGAUGAAGGCCAGUCAAGCUGGUGGGCCCCCUGAUGGGGGUUAUGGAUGGGUGGUGGUCACCUCAGCCUUCUUUAUUAUGGGCCUCAGUGCAGGAGUCCUUAAGAACUUUGGCCUCUUCUUCCUGGAGAUCCAGAACCACUUUGGAGUACUUACCAGCACUACAUCAUGGGUGACCUCCACUAUGAUCGUUGUAUUUCACUUGGGAGCCCCAAUCGCCAGUGUCCUGAGCAUGCACUUUACCCAGAGGUCAGUCAUCAUUGUGGGAGGACUACUUGCUGCAUCAGGGAUGAUGCUGGCUUCUCUUGACCUGAGUCUUCCGUGGAUGUACCUUAGCAUUGGCAUACUGCAAGGUUUAGGACUUUCAUUUUCCUGGGUGCCAGCGAAUAGCAUGGUAAGCCAUUACUUCCUGAGGUGGCGUCCCAUAGCAUAUGCUAUCGCCAGCUGCGGUGAGUGUGUCUUCGCCAUGUUAUUCAGUCCUUUCUUUCAGUGGCUGAUCGAGGCCUACACCUGGCAGGGAGCUCUGCUCAUUAUUGGAAGCCUUCAGCUUAACCUCUGCGUCUGUGGGUCCCUCAUGAGACCUCUGGUGUCCAAACCUCAGAGUCCCACCAAACCAAAUUUGGGACAAAUCCAGGUGUCCAAAUCUACUGCGGAACCGACACCAAAGAAGAAGCUAAGCUUCCAGUGGUCAUUGCUACGGAAACCAGAACUGCUAUUCUACAUCCUGUUUGCCAUUUUAGCUGCCGUAGGCUUUUUCAUCCCACCACUUUUUCUGGUUCCCUAUGCCACCAGCCUGGGAUUGGAGAACUACUGGGCGGCGUCCAUCCUCUCUGUCCUGGCUUUGGCUGACCUGUUUGGCCGUUUGGCCUGCGGUUGGCUAGCCAACCUGAGGCUGGUGAGGAACCUUCAGCUCCUGACGAUGGUGGUCACCAUGUUGGGGGUGGUGCUGCUGCUGCUGCCCAUUGGAAAGGACUACGGGGUCCUCCUGGUCUUCUCCUUACUCUGUGGUUUUCUGUUUGGCUGCGUGGUGGCCAUCCAUGUGACGUCCAUUGUGGAUGUAGUUGGACUGGAGAGCUUCGACAGCGGCCUGGGGUUGUUCAUGCUCUUCAGAAGCAUCGGAGGCUUCAUUGGCCCACCUGCUGCAGGUUGGCUGGUUGACCUGUCCAGUGGCUAUGCCGCAUGCUUCUACCUAUCUGGAUUGGUUCUCAUCCUGUCUGGUGUGUUUGUGGUUUUAGUGGACCGUCUUGUAGAGAGGAAGAUUGCUGCUACCAGUGAGUCAUAUUUAGAGUACUAAAGGCCUGCGUUUUAGUGUGGGACAGAAAGCGGUGGUUGUGUGUGAGAGCAACUGCUAAUUGUUUUAGUCUGAAGAAGGUGUGAAGAUAUGUUUGCUUGUUCAUAAGCUCUUUGGGUGGUUGUAGUCUGAGUUUACUUGAGUGUAGUCAGGGUUUUAUUCUUAUUAUUGAGAUACUUCAGGAUUCAAAUGAACUCUGCCUCAAUUGUGAAGUUUUGUUUCCACUGUCCUCUGAUCCACUGAUCCUCUGAUCCACUGAUCCACUGUCUUCUACUGAAUCAUACCUUAGACUUCCAGUUAUUGUGAUGACUAGAUAAGUUAUUUUUGUUAUUCCAAACAACAUUUGUUUAUUUGACUAAAUUCAUCUUAUUACAUUUUUGUUGGAAAAAGUAUGUCAACCUUUGCAUUCAGUAGCUUGUGGACCCCAAUUGUAAGAAUUAGUUUUGACACAUUAGUUCAAAGUACAUUCUCGUCGUACUGAAAUAUCCCAGUGCUGUUUGGGCAAACUUAAUAUUUUUCCAUGCACAUUCUUCAUCUUAAUGUCCGGGGGUUUUGUAAAAUCACUUUGUGACUACUGCUGAUGCAAAAAUUAAUUUGAUUGAUUGAUCUUCACUUUUUACCAAUUGUGGACUUCUUAAAAACGGACUUAAGAUAAUGUGAGAGGCCUGGAGUUCCUUAGAGAUUGCCCUCUGGUUAUUUUGACCUGAAUAAUUCUAUGGCUUACUUUUAUUCUGUUGGCACUCACUCAAGGAAGGCGCAGUAAUGGUGCUGCGUUUUCUUCCAUUUUUAUAUAUCCUGACCUUGGAUUGGUGGACCUGCUUGUUUAGGAAAUUGUUUUGUAACGCUUCCUGAACUGACUGGCGUUAUGAAACCCUUUCCAGAGCUUUGUUGUGAAGAGCAGUGGUCCUUUAAGUAGGCUGGAAGCCCUAAAGGUUAACAUACUUUUAUCCCAAAUGGACCCCUAUGCCCUAAAACCUGUGCACUUCUGGAGAUCUACGAGUGGUUGACUGAUUUAAAUAAUUUGGUGGAUCUAUCAGAGGGCCAGGUGGAGGUGUUACCAGAUUGUUAACACCUUUUUUUUUUUUUUUCGUAAUGAAAUUAAAAUGUAAUUUGUUUUAUUUAAUAAUAGGUUUCCGUUAUCUAUUAUUAGGUAUUUAAUAAAUAUUUUAUGCCAAUCUAGCUCACCUGUUUUCAGGAAUACAGACAAUCCUAAAGGUUUUACCAACUUUCUCACCACUGUGUGUUUAAACCAAAUUCACGGUUGUAUUUCAACUGCUGUGUAUUGAAAUGUUCUCUGAUUUGUGUGGUAAAGGUAUGUCAUAGACUUGGCAGUACUUGUAUGAAUAGUUGUAUGCAAAUCUAGAAAGUUAUGUUUAUAAUUUUAAUGUUUUUAUCCUAAGACACAAUGAAUGCUGUAUAUAAGUACAUUUUUAAUGUUACUUGGUCAGAUGUGCUGCUAACAUCCCCCAAGCACUUUAUCUAAGUCAAGAUGCUGUACGUCCUUUCUGUGUGCAGCUUUACCAAGUGCAAUUAGACUUUUAUGCGAUCGCUCUUUUACACAACGCUGUUGCACAUUGUAACCUGAGCACUUUACAUGUCACCCAUGCCUUGUUUUGUUGUAUCGUCACUUCUGUACUAUCAUCUCAUUUUCAUUAGACUGUUGCAAAGUAUUCACUAUCAAGCUUAACAGUUGCAAUAGUUCCUUCCAUUCCCUUUACAAAAAGGGUGUCAGCUGUUGUCACACGAUUUUGGUCUUCCCUGAUAAACAGUUUUUAUGAAACGUUUUGAUGAAUUUCUUAUGUAGCAUUUUCUUUCACCAAAAAAUACUUCAGCUGAAGAAACCUUGUCCUGACUGCACACCCCUUUCCUACACCUUGAUUAAACAGGUUAUAAAUACCUCUGAUUGAAUCAAUGCCCUGUCUGUAUAGUAGAUGAUCUAGUAGUAAAUUCAGUCAAGCAAUUAGUUAGCUAAUACCAGUUUACUCCACUUUAAUAUAGGUUACCUUUGCACUAUAAAUAACAGUUGUCAAAUUGUUACUUGUCUUUUUAACGUUUGUAUGUAUCUUUAUGACCAUGAUCUCGGUUACUGUUGUUAAUGUGUUACAAUACACUGAAUAAAAUGUCUGCUUUA
Molecule: messenger RNA, 3545 nt
Organism: Esox lucius (northern pike)
Lineage: Eukaryota; Metazoa; Chordata; Actinopteri; Esociformes; Esocidae
Exons: 5
Coding region: 113-1417 (434 amino acids)
Biological process (GO): transmembrane transport; monocarboxylic acid transport
Molecular function (GO): monocarboxylic acid transmembrane transporter activity
Source: RefSeq, a predicted model, not a curated record